CUUUUCUCUAUUCCUUUUUUCUCUUUUUUCUCUUUUUUCUCUUCCUUCUUCUUUCUGCUUGGUCCGCUCCUCUCCCGUCCGGCAAUCCUCUUCUCCUCUCCCAGUCCGGCAAUCCUCUGCUCUCCGCCAUAACUCCGACUACUCCGCCACUCCCACGGGAACAAACUCCUCUGCCCAGGCCUCUCCAGCCACUACCUCCGCCGCCCAACCUCCAUAGCCACCGCCUACGGAAUACAACCUCCACCUCACCUCAACCGCUCCUUCCGCCGUACACAACGCCUCCGGCCACCACCUCCGUGGACUUCCCCUUCACCACCAUCGAAGCGACCUCCAACCGCGCCGGCUUCCAUAGCCGUCGCCCUGAGCCCCUGACUACCGUACCCACAGCUUCCGGCUUCGACAUCUACGGUCUCCACCCCCGCCUCAUCCACGUGGACCAGUUUUCCCUUCUGAUUCUUUACCUUGGCCAUCAUUCUUGAUUCUUCCGAUCCAUUUCAAACUGAACCUAACAAAAAACAAUAAAACCAAUACCCGCACCUAGUUAUAACGGAAUUGAGCUUUGGAGUUGAGCUAGAAUCACACGAGCUUUCGAACACACCACCGAGACCUACAAGGCUACAAUCACUCAAUCAGAUUAUCAGCGCUCUUGCCAGCCCAUAUGGUAGAGGAUCUCGAUUCGGAAGAGCACGAGCUUAUCUGUAUUUUAUCUAAUCCAAAAAUCAAAUAAGCAACGAUCGUUUGUUCUUCUACUGCUCUCUCUCAGUCUCCCCUGCUCUCUGCUUCAUCUUCUGAGACCUGUACUCUGCUCCAGGCAGCAAGCCCAUCCUGCUCUCAAUGAACUGUAGCCCCCCGCAAUUUCAGCUCCUUACUAUCCAACCUUUUAAGUUUGGGUGCAACCCCCAACAUGCUCUUAGCUCAUUCGAUGCUCUUAAGGGAAGUAGCAGCAGUAUACUGAUAGUGAAAUUGCCAACGCGAUCAAGGAACUUGCUUCAACUCCAAAGCAUAAGAUGUGGCGACCCCCAUCCACAAAAUGCAGAUUUUCCACGUUACUAUUCAAGAAAGGAGAGGAAGCCGUUUCCUGUACCAAUUGUAGAGCUAAGGAGAGCUGCUAGGGAGAGACAGAAGAACAGGUUAACCCAACCAAGGGGACGUUUGCCUCCACCAAAAGUUGGGUUGGUCAUUAAAGAACUGAUUCCACUUGCAUAUAGAGUGAUGAAUGCACGAAUAACAUUGAUAAACAAUCUCAAGCAGCUCUUGAAGGUGGUGCCUGUUCAUGCUUGCAAGUGGUGUAAUGAGAUUCACGUUGGACCCAUUGGGCAUCCUUUCAAGUCGUGUAGGGGCCCAGACGUUUCGAUCCGCAAAGGACUUCACGAGUGGGGAGAGGCAUUUGUUGAAGAUGUCAUGGUACAACUUGAAUCUUACCACCUCUAUGACCGUUUGGGGAAACGGAUUUGUCAUGAGGAGAGGUUUUCAAUCCCCCGAAUCCCAGCAGUGGUCGAGCUCUGCAUCCAAGCCGGGGUCGAUUUACCGGAGUACCCCACCAAGCGAAGGAGAAAACCAAUAAUCCGCAUCGGGAAGAGAGAGUUUAUCGACGCAGAUGAAACGGAUUUACCAGACCCUAUACCGGAACCUUCAAAGCCAUUGAUAUUCAAUGAGGUUUCUGAUGCCGAUGUAUCACCUCUGUCUGGGAAGGAUGAGACAAUUUUUUUGGCUGAAGAAACGGUACGAGCGUGGGAAACCAUGAGAGGAGGAGCUAGGAGGUUAAUGAAGAUGUAUCCGGUGAGAGUUUGCGGUUACUGUCCAGAGGUACACGUUGGGCAUAGCGGACACAAAGCGCAGAAUUGCGGGGCCCAUAAGCACCAGCAACGCAAUGGGCAGCAUGGAUGGCAGGCUGCCGUACUGGACGACUUGAUCCCUCCUAGGUAUGUUUGGCACGUCCCUGAUCUGAAUGAGGAAAUGAAGAGAGAACUGAGGAAUUUCUAUGGUCAAGCUCCGGCAGUGGUGGAAAUUUGUGUACAGGCAGGUGGGGCCGUGCCUGAACGGUACAAGUCAACAAUGAGGUUGGAUGUGGGGAUCCCUAAUGAUGUUGCAGAGGCUGAAAUGGUUGUUUGAACAACUUCCUCAUGUGUUAUAUUGUGUUUGUCCUUUCUUUUUGUAGACAUAAGUAGUCAGGUGUAAAGCAAAUAUACUCAUCUCAAUUGUAGAAAAACUUAUGCAAAACUGAAAUGGAAAGCUCCCGAGAGUUGAAGACUAAUGUUAAUGGAUUAGUUAUUUUUGGACAGAUUACAUUUCUGGCUCUUGGA
Molecule: messenger RNA, 2303 nt
Organism: Cuscuta europaea
Lineage: Eukaryota; Viridiplantae; Streptophyta; Magnoliopsida; Solanales; Convolvulaceae
Source: the annotation of a GenBank genome assembly